Anthostomella pinea is the source of this 546-nucleotide messenger RNA. Lineage: Eukaryota; Fungi; Ascomycota; Sordariomycetes; Xylariales; Xylariaceae. The record is from the annotation of a GenBank genome assembly.
AUGCAAGGCCACUGCCGAGCAGCACACAGAUGGACCAACCCGCGAAAUCGAGGUCGGGUCGCAGGAGGGCAAGACACCGCAGCAGAAGACAAGGUGCCGUGGCGUACAGGCGUGGCGUGCCAGAGGUUCUUCCGCAAUCGGGCGGCAAGCGGCUGGUUCGAGGUGGAGCGGCUGUCGAACAAGCAGACUGCGACCGCCGGAACUGAUACAGGAGCAGGCGGCAGCACCAACAGCGACACGUGGCAGCUCAUGCUAGCGGCAUAUGACGUCAAACUGGCAACAGAAGAGGAGGAGCGGCGACGGAAGGCGGACGGGCCCGGCGGAAUCGACGCGGACUCGACGUGGGUUCGGGAGAUGGGCUGGGCCAGGCAUCUUGAAGGCAAGGAUCUGGUGGUAUUGCACGACGCCAGCUUGGGCCCGCUGUCGAGAGCUGCGCUGGAGAGGCUGCGUGACAUGACAUCAAAGGACGAGCAGCAGCAGCUAACACGGCUCGCCGAGAGCUUCGACCGGGAGGUGGCGCGGUGCACGGCACGGCUGGAGCUGUAA